Fraxinus pennsylvanica is the source of this 486-nucleotide messenger RNA. Lineage: Eukaryota; Viridiplantae; Streptophyta; Magnoliopsida; Lamiales; Oleaceae. The record is from the annotation of a GenBank genome assembly.
AUGAAGAACACCUCAGCAGCAGUUGAAGCCUAUCUGCGGGCUGUGGAUAUAAAUCCUUGCGACUAUCGUUCCUGCCAAAUGAUUCUCGACUGUGGAUUUCAAUGGCUCAGUGUUAUGAAACUGAACAGCUUCAUAUGCUUGAGGAGGCAAUCAAGUGUUACAAAAGGGCAACUAAUUGUAAUGACAGGGAAGCAAUUGCUCUACACCAAUUGGCAAAACUUCAUUGUGAACUUGGUCACUGAAGAGGCAGCAUUUUAUUACAAGAAGGAUUUGGACAGAAUGGAAGCUGAGGAGAGGGAAGGACCAAAUAUGGUUGAGGCUUUGAUGUUUCUUGCCCAACAUUGCAAAUCUAAGAAAAGAUUCGAGGACGUGGAGGUGUAUUGUACUCGCCUUCUCGACUAUACUGGUCCAGAAAAUGAAACUGCAGAGAGUCUUCUUCGAGGAAUAAGAUAUGAAAAGUUGGACGUUGAGCAUUUCCCACCCUAA